Apodemus sylvaticus (European woodmouse) is the source of this 414-nucleotide messenger RNA. RefSeq names its product C-C motif chemokine ligand 1 (gene Ccl1). Gene Ontology annotation, biological process: inflammatory response; monocyte chemotaxis; chemokine-mediated signaling pathway. Gene Ontology annotation, molecular function: CCR chemokine receptor binding; chemokine activity. The record is from RefSeq and is a predicted model, not a curated record. Lineage: Eukaryota; Metazoa; Chordata; Mammalia; Rodentia; Muridae. The transcript is spliced from 3 exons. Gene Ontology annotation, cellular component: extracellular region. Bases 8 to 289 code for a protein of 93 amino acids.
UAUCACCAUGAAAACCAUCUCUCUGGCACUGAUGUGUCUGCUGCUGGCUGCUGUGUGGUUACAGGAUGUGGACAGCAAGAGCAUGCAUGUGGUCUCCUCUAGCUGCUGCUUGAGUCCCUUGAAGAAAAAGCUUUCCCUGAAGUUUAUCAAGUGUUAUAGAGAGAUCGGAGGCUCCACCUGUCCACACCCCAAAGCUGUGGAAUUCAGACUGAAGAAAGGUAGAAAAAGCUGCGCAUUAACCAAUGUCACGUGGGUUCAAGAUCUCCAGAAUAAGCUAAAUCUCUGCUAACUGGGGUGAAGAUAAGCUACGUUCCCAUCCCAGCACCAGAGACUGCAGCUUCAUUCAGCCGUCGACCCCCCAACUGCCGCCAUCCCUCUGCCUGCUGUUGCAGGCUCACAGAUCUCAGUCAUGUG